CCAAAAACUUUGUACUCGUCUCCCGGUUGAAAAGCGCGCUCUGAGGAGUUUAUGGACUUGAAUGCUUGACGGAAUCGAUAUUAUACACCAGUUCUGAUGCUCUGCUGCAGCCAUGUUCACCAAGAAGAAAAAGCCGCGCGUUCAGAUCUCCGCUCCCUCCAACUUUGAGCACCGUGUACACACUGACUUUGAUGAGCAGGAGCAGAAGUUUGUGGGGCUUCCUCGCCAGUGGCAGAGCCUCAUCGAAGACACAGCCAAAAGGCCCAAGCCCUUCAUCGAUGCCACGGUCAUUACCACUGUGGAGCCUCGCAAGGCCAUAGUGCGAGGCAGUAAGAUAGGGGUUGACGGCUCUCUGACAUGGCUCCUGGAUGAGUUCGAAACCAUGUCAGUGAUCCGUUCAAACUCGCUGCGACGGGGCAGUCCUCCCACACAGCCUCGCCGUGACUCGGGCUCCUCUGGGACGCAGGAGAAUGGGGAGCACCCUCACCAGCACCAUGAGCAUGCAGGCAAGAGCAGAGACAGAGAGAAAACGCAUCCCGAUUCCCAGAGACCAGCUAGAACCCACAGAGAACAUGGGAGACCAAUGCAGCCCCAUGGCCAAGAGCCAGGCAGACAGAAAGAGCAAGAACGACCCACUGGACCUCAUGCACCGCCUCAGAGAGAGCGAGAUCGAGACCACCACAACCCAGUCGUCUGGAGGGAAGUGGCCAGUGACAAAAGACCAAAAUCCAGCUACACAAGUCAGGACGAAAGUCCACAGUCCCCACGAGACAAGAGACCUCUCUCCGGACCAAAUGUCCGAACCCCCAACCUGCCUAUUACAGAGGGGGUGAUGAAGACAGCACAGCAAAGCCGGCCAUUUAACACUUACCCUCGCAGUGAAAGUGACUCAGCAAGAAAUCCCAGCAGUCAGGACCUGAAGCCAGGCAGGACUCACGACCCUCCCCCGAACGGCCCGUCCAGUGGGUCCAGCCGAAGUGGGAACAGUGGGGGUAAAGGCUCCUCCCAGCAGCAUCAUGCUUCUCACCCUGCUUUGGGUCCAGAGCCUCCCCAAAGCCAGCCAUUUCCACCAGCAUCCCGACCCCCUGUGCCCCCUGGGCCACCUCAGCAACCCCAGCGUGUUUCUCACGAGCAGUUCCGUGCUGCUCUCCAGAUGGUGGUGGAUCCUGGGGACCCCCGCACCUACCUGGACCACUACAUCAAAAUUGGCGAGGGCUCCACUGGUAUUGUGUGUAUUGCAACAGUUAAGAGCACAGGCAAACUGGUGGCUGUGAAAAAGAUGGAUCUGCGCAAACAACAGCGGCGAGAGCUGCUCUUUAAUGAGGUGGUGAUCAUGCGAGACUAUCACCAUGAGAAUGUUGUGGACAUGUACAACAGUUACUUAGUUGGUGAUGAGCUCUGGGUUGUCAUGGAGUUCCUUGAAGGUGGAGCACUCACUGACAUAGUCACACAUACGAGGAUGAAUGAAGAGCAGAUUGCCACUGUGUGCGCCUCUGUCCUUAAGGCUCUGUCAGUGUUGCAUGCUCAGGGUGUCAUCCACAGAGACAUCAAAAGUGACUCGAUUCUGCUUACUCAUGACGGCAGAAUAAAACUGUCUGACUUUGGCUUCUGUGCCCAAGUUUCAAAAGAGGUGCAAAGAAGGAAGUCAUUGGUUGGAACGCCAUAUUGGAUGGCACCUGAGCUCAUCUCAAGACUGCCUUAUGGGCCAGAGGUCGACAUUUGGUCUCUAGGCAUUAUGGUAAUUGAAAUGGUCGACGGGGAACCUCCGUAUUUCAACGAACCUCCUCUCAAAGCGAUGAAGAUGAUUCGAGACAACUUGCCACCCAAACUAAAGAACCUUCACAAAGUCUCACCACUUCUCAAGGGCUUUUUGGACAGGAUGCUUGUUCGGGACCCUGCCCAGAGGGCCACGGCCCAGGAGCUGCUCAAGCAUCCAUUUCUCACGAAAUCUGGGCCUCCAUCUUGUAUUGUACCCCUCAUGAGACAAAACCGCAUGAGAUGAGAGCAAGAGGGACAUCCAUUCCACCAGGACCCUCUGUUUAUCUCAAAGUCCAGACUCUUUGAGGCAGGAGGUCUGCAGAAAGGUGCAGCUCUGCUCGUGCUACUUUCAGAUCAAGCAUUUGAAAAGACCAGACUUGCCUCCAAAUACUAUAAACACUGCUGUGGGCUUGAGCUGAGGCCUUUUGGAAAGGACUAAAUCAAAAGAAGCCCUGCAUAAACCAACACUGAUUUUACAAUAGUUGUAUGAUCACUGGAAACAUGCCAGCUUUGGUAAAGUGAGAAUGCGGUGACACUGUUCCUCUUUUGCUUAGGAGGGGUUUUGAAUGAUUUUGCAGUUUGAAUCAUCUCUCACUGGGUGUGUUUCUAGGUGAAGCAAUUAAUCUCGGACUUAAAAUCUUCGAACAUCUGGAACUUUCUGGAGCGACUGUUUCAACCCCCACAGUAGAAGCAGUGCUCGGUUUUGAAACCCAAUUCUUCAGCUUCUGCACCGUAACCACUUUCUGACUUCUUCUAAUCAAAUUUAAGAGGAAAAUAACUACUGAAGAGCUAUAUUUUACUUUAUCAAAAGAAAAAAACACUAGGCUCCUGUUACAACACUAGACUAGGUAAACACUGGAUGUGUGCUUUUUAAUUCAGACCCUUUCCAAGUGUUUGGGUGUUUGAUGAAACAUGGUCCCAUGUCAUUUUAAUAGAUUUUGUGACUCAAGUUUUAUUUUGCGUGACAGUGAAGAUGUUUUAAACACCGUUCGUUUUUUAAAAUCCGACACUAAAAACAGGAUGAAAUGUAUUACCAAAUAUAUAUAAAGGGAUCUCUUACCAUCUAGACAUGCUGUGUACAUUCAUGUGCAGAAUUCCUUUAAGAUGUGAACCGUACAAAUGAAACAUUCAGGACCAGGUGGACGUAGGUCACUUCGGCCUGGGUGUCUGAUUAAGGCGGAGCAAGUGGCGCUUGUGAAGGCUUUGGCGAUUAGAAGAUGAAUUGAAUCACGUGCAUUAAAUCGAAAACUAUCCUGCAGCACUCGAGGACUGGCGCAGUCCCUUGUUACUGGGGAUAAUUUUGUUAUGGCUAAUUAACACAGGACAUCAUCUUCUGUAGCAGUUGAUGCUUCCAUUAGUUUGACUGUUAAACCGCUGCUGUCCUUGUGUCCUGCUGCGUAUAAACAUUAACAAGAAGCAUGUAUGAUGAUGAUGUAGCUAUGGGCUUAUAUGAGCACAAAUGUCCUAUUUCGGUACGGGGCUCUCUAAGUAACUGUGCCUUUUAUCUUCUAUUCCCGAUCUCCUAAGGAUCAGAGCACAUUAGCUUGCACCUAGACAGCAACCAAAGAUGUGACGCAGAGAGGGAGAGAGAACUGUGGGAAAGCUACUGGUGUGAAUCUGGACACAUUUUUCUAAAUUUUACGCUACACUGAGCGUAGCGUUUGCUUUGUUCUGUUACACGUGUUCAGCCAAGUUGAGCACUGGAUAGACUUUUUUUGAAAGCAAACUUUGUUGGAAGAAGAUUUUGAAGGUUGUUGGUCAUUUUUGGUGCAAGGAAUUUCAGCGUCAGAGGUUUAAUCUGAUGAAACAUGGUUUGAAAGAUCUGUAGAAAGUAGGAAGAUUGAAGAAGUAGCGAUGUACAUAAUCUGUGAUGUAUUUAAAAAAAAAAAAAAAUCUUACCUGAUGCCUUAACAUGUCUCAUUCUAAUUGUAGUCACAAAAUCAAUCCACGUCUAGAUCCAGGAAACUUAUUUUUUUAUUUAAUUUUUUUAAACUAAUAAUACUUACAGCAGCAUUUUUUUUUCUCAAUGGAGUUCUCCAGUUUUUUGGAGGUGGAACGAAGACAAUCAAACGGCUGAGUAACAUACAUUUCUUACGUGUUAACGUCAGUGAAAAUAGAUUUACUUUGGCCUGUGUACAGACGUUUCUGCAGUGACCAAAUUCACAAGUCAACAAAGUCACAAGACUUUUUUUUUUUUUUUUUCCCCCCCUUUUUUUAAAUUUAAAAAAAAAAUUUUUUUUUUUAUUAUUAUUUUAAUGGGAAUUGCAUGUGUGUAUUAAGGCCACACAGCAGAGAGAGGAUGAGGAUCCAUGAAUGAUCAUUCCUUCAGUAAGAAACAGCCUUGAUGCGUUUAAGUCUUCCACAUUACUCAGUGGCACAUGCAGGGGUAAAUCUGCUCUACAGGAUGUGGACUGAUUUUGAUCUCUCAAACUGAGAUCUUUUGUUGAACGUACUAUAGCUGCAAAAUGUUCACAAUGAUGAUCUCAGGACACAUCCUUAAAAAAAAAAAUAAAUAACACAAGCCUUACUUUGCCGUUAAAUGGGAAAUACUAUACUGUGAGAGACAUGGCUAAAUGUACAGCUCAUUCGUGUUGUACCUUUCUGUCCAUCUCCCAUUUGCAUUCUCAUCUCAUUCUCAAGUUGUAAAGUUUGAUUUAUGCCGAUAUUCAUUAAUGAGGUACAUUUCUACAUUUUGAAGAUGUACUAAUGAACUUUUACACUAAUGUCAUUUCAUGUCUGUUUGAUGCUAUAAUAUGGCUUGAACAUAGACUUUGUUCUCUACAGAUUCAAUGAUAGAAAUGCCUCAUGUUCGGUCUGCUUUCACGAACCGUGCAGGAUGUGUCAUAUCAGCACUAGAUUUUCUGAUCUCAGUGUUUUUUAUUUAAAUGGGUAUUGUGCUGAAUCAGAUAUGGUACCAUUUAUUGAUUUCUUUUCCUGUAAGAUCUGUCUGUCUGUUUCUCAUACCGCAAGUUCCACUAAUACUGUUUAUUCGUACGGUGACUAUCACUACUUUCUAAAACAGUCAUCUGAGUAUUUUUAAAGCAAUAUCUGUAAUUCUACCAUUCAUCAGCUUGUAGGUUAUAUUUUACAGUUUUUGUUCAUUAUUUUGAAACGAAUGAAUGAGAUGAUAGGCUUUGAUCAAUAGCAUGUAAACGAUGAUUUAAACAUUGCUGUUUUUCUGAGCUGACAAACUCCUGAUUUUAGACUAAUUUCAUCAAACACGAGCUCUGAAUCCUGUUUGGACUGUGACUACUACUGACUGGCCUGUUCGUGUUCGUGUCUCAGUGAGUUCAGUCCUCUUGUUGUGUUAAUUGUAGUCAUGCAGAAAUGUUCCUUUGGAUCGACACCUGAUCUCGGUUCCCUUUUGUGAUUUGUGAAUUUUUAUUUGAAGGACUUUUUUUUCCCUUUUUUUUUUUUAAAUACACUUUCCUGAAAACAAA
Messenger RNA from Neoarius graeffei (lesser salmon catfish), 5198 nucleotides. RefSeq names its product p21 protein (Cdc42/Rac)-activated kinase 4 (gene pak4). Gene Ontology annotation, cellular component: cytoplasm. Gene Ontology annotation, molecular function: protein serine/threonine kinase activity; ATP binding. NCBI's taxonomy places the organism in Eukaryota, Metazoa, Chordata, Actinopteri, Siluriformes, Ariidae. The coding region runs from base 113 to 2002 and encodes 629 amino acids. Gene Ontology annotation, biological process: protein phosphorylation; regulation of MAPK cascade; intracellular signal transduction. The transcript is spliced from 10 exons. The record is from RefSeq and is a predicted model, not a curated record.